AUGAUCGAGACAAACACAAGAACCCGAUUUGAUCGCCUGUUUAAGAGUUCAAAGGCGGUUACUACAAGGUUAAUCAAUGGUGAUAUUUUAUCUUCAUCUUCUCUUGUUGUCCUCCCUCAUAUGUGUCUUGCUUUAUCAUCAGUGAUUGAUGCCCAACACAACCCUUUGGCACUAAUGAAUGGCGAGAAUCGGCAUUGCUUGCGUCCCUCGGGCCCAAACUAUCGCAUCCAGAAGAGAAGGAUUUAUCAUAGGAAGUUUGAGCAACCAGUACAUGCUUCCAACAUGUUGCUCGCCAUAGAUCGUGAGGAGGCUUAUGAAAGUGCUAUGGUGAAUAAGUUUGGUGAUGAUACUAGUUGCCACCCCCUCUUGGAUAAUGAAACAUGGUGUGAUGUUUCCGGAGGAGUCAAGAAAGGAAGAAUAUAUGGAUUUGGAUCUGUGUCUGAUCCAGAGAGCUUUUUGGAAGGAACAUCUAGCACAAUAACAUCCCAAGAGGUUGUCUAUGAACGUGUAGGAAACGAGAUGCGUGGGAAAUGGAUGCUAAAGUUGCCGAAAUAGAAGCUAAACAUCAACAAAUGCGUGAGGAAAUGGAUGCCAAAGCUGCAGCAAUAGAUGCCAAAUAACAACAAAUUGAUUCAAAAAAUGAAGCAAUGGAUAAGAUAUAUGCAGCCUUGCAAAAUAUGAUGGGAAAUUGAAAAUUAGAGGAAUGAGAACCAAAGAUGAUUGGAUGGACAUAAAAUGAAGUUAUGUUAUUUUGAAGUUAUGUUUUGUGAAAACUCAUUUCCCGAUGCAUACUUUGGAUUUCUUGGUGCUAAAAUGUUAUUUUGAAGGUUAAUCUUU
Molecule: messenger RNA, 837 nt
Organism: Lactuca saligna
Lineage: Eukaryota; Viridiplantae; Streptophyta; Magnoliopsida; Asterales; Asteraceae
Source: the annotation of a GenBank genome assembly